GUACUAUCAAUACAAGUUAACAUGCUCAGACUGGGCUUUGACUCGCGUUGUUGACAGCCCGCCCUUACGCUGCCGCUUGUUGUCUGGAUCACUGUGAAGCGACAUUGGCUACUACGUGAAGCUUCAAGGGCAUAGACUUGGAGUAAUCGGCAAUGCUCCAGCCUUACUGAGGGCUUGCACACAUGAAAUCCUAUUUGGAGUCCCUAUCGCAACAAGAACGACAAGCACUGCUGUCAUUGGGGCUGGACGCCGGCGUUGCGCCGCGUGGGCACCCAGGGGGCCGCGCGGGAAUGGCUCCAAAGGGCGCCGCCGAGAUGGCACUGGAACAGCUGUACUUGGAGCGGGAGCGCCGGGAGCAGCUGGAGGCACAGGUGGAGUCGCUGCAGUCCACCCUGCGUGACGCACAGCGCCAGUCGGAGGAGGUGCGGGGGCACCGCGACGUGCUGCGGCAGCAGCUGCUGCGCUCCGACGAGCGCGCGACGCGGCUGGCGGGCGCGGUGGGGCAGCUGGAGGGCGAAGUGGGCGGCCUGGGCAGCAAGCUGGCGGCAGCCGCGCAGGAGAAGGUGCAGAUGAAUGCCAAGCUGGAGGCUGCGCAGAUUCGUGUGAGCGAGCUGGAGCAGGGGUACGUGAGCCUGGCGGGCGGCUGCGACGACGGCAUGGAGUGGCGGGACGUGCUGCGCCGCAGCCGCCUGGCGCCGCUGCUGCGCGACCCCGCCACAGCCGCGGUGCUGGGUGAGGCGGCCACGUCGGAUGCGGCCACCGGCGGGGGCGUGAUGGAGCGACACACCGUGACGCAGAUGACGAGUACUGUGGCGGCGCUGACUCGUGAGCGGGACGCGCUGCAGCGGCGUGUGCACGAGCUGUCCGUGAAGCUGGCGGCGGCCGUGGGCAAGGAGGGCGCAGCGAGGGGCGCACAGGCGCUGCGCAGUGCCACCUGGCGGCGCAACGCGGCGGCGGCGGAGGCCAAGCUGACUGCGGCUCUGAAGCGCAUCAAGGAACUGAACGAGGAGCUGCGGCGGCGGGAGCUGGAGGCCAAGCAGCGUGACCGCUACACCGCGCAGCUCGAGCGCACCGUGAUGGCGCAGCACAGGUCGCUGCAGCAGCAGCGCCGCAUGCUGGAGCUGGUGGGGGUGGCGGGAGCAGCCGGAGCAACCGGAGGAGAGGGCGGCAAUGCCGCAGCGGCGGAGGUCGGGCCCUCGGCGGCAGCAGCGCAGGGGGGCAGCGGCUCGGGUGCGGAGCCGGUGGGCGCCGAGGCUGGCGGCGGGCAAGCAGCAGCGCAGCCCGGCGCAAACCGUGACCGCGACGUGCUGGUAAGUGGCGGCAUGUGGGCUGUGCCGCGUGCGGCAGCGCGGCCUGCGGAAGAGAGCGCUGGCGGCGCCACAGGCGCCGCUCCUGCCGGUGCUGCAGCGCCAACGGGUGUGCGCAUGGGCCCAGCGCUGAGGGAGCUGCUGGACAGCAUGCGGCAGGGGGGCAUGGUGGGUUCGGCACCCACAGGGCUUGCGACAGUCGUGCCAGCGCCUGCCGCCGCACCCGCGCAAGCAACUAGCGCGCCCAUCGACACGGCUGCCGCAAACAGCCCACCCGAGCAAGCGGCGGCAGCGGACGCGGCUGCAAGCUUGGCUCCCUGGGCAGCUGCCGUCACCGCUGACGGCGCGGUGCCGCGGGGCUCGCCGGCUCCUGCCGUCAUCCACGCGCAGCUGACGAGUGUGGAGGCUAGUCUGGAGGCUCUCUACCGUGAGUUGGAGGAGUUCAAGGCCUAUGCCGCCUCGCCGUUGGCGCCGGCCGCCUACGGCCGCAGAGGCGCCGGUGGCCGUGCAGGCGCCACCGGUGGCCGGGGGGCAGGCGUGGGGCCGGCGGGAAGGCGGGCGCUGGAGGAGGAGGAGCAAGAGGAGGAGCUAGAGGGCGAGGAGGGCCUUGCAGCAGCACACGCGGAGGCGGAAGAGCAGGACGCAGAGCUGGGCGGAGAUUAUGGCGGUGCUUGCAAGGAAGAAGGCGAGGAGGUUGAGGAGGCGCCCGGGGAGCUGUGGCGCGGCCGGCAGCUGUUUGGAGAGGGCUACAGCCUUGCGGCGUCGCCGGCUGGCGCUGCCAGGCUGCAGGCUGGUGGCUCCCGAGCCGGACGCGGCGCCUGGCACUAUCCGAGUCCGUCGUUGGACCAUCCGUAUUCUCUGGGCGUCGACAACACAUACGGGGCCGUGCAUGGCGACAGCGUUGACGUCACAAGCGCGGACAUGGGCACCACCGGCGCCGGUGCCCGGCCUUGGAGCCCUGGUGGCGGCAGCAGCGUGGGCCGGGCGUGGGAGGACCGCGCGAGCUGCGGGCCGGCCGCCUCCCGGCGGGGUGCUCAGUCGCGCGCGUCGCGUGACGUGGCGGUAGCGGCGGCGGCAAUGGAGGUGGCGGCAAGCGCUCGUGCGCUGUCGUCAGGCGCGCGCGGCUCGGUGGCGUCCAGUCAGGCGCACGCGGACCGCAGUGGCACUGGCAGCUACCCCCACACGGACGGGCCGGUGGAGGUCGGUGAUUGGUUUGCAGCCGACGGCACCAGCGAAGGGUCCCAGGUGCGCUCGCACAGCGACCGGCGGCGAGAGAGCAGCGUGACGGCCUCAGCGGGUGCAGCAGCGUCUGGCCGCCGCCCAAGCUCGUCCGCAUCGGAGCGGCCACCCCUGGGGGCAGGGCAGCGGCCCGGCUCCGCAGGCCUCCCGCCCUCCUCCGCCGCCGCCUCGACGUCAGGUCGGGAGGCCAUGGCCGGUCGCAAGCCUCUGCCUGCCUCUGCCGCCAGCGCCGCGGCUGUGGCCGCCGCGCGCUCCUCAGUGGGAAGUGCUGGCGGGUGCCGCGACAGCACUUGCGGCGGCGGUGGCAGCGCGAAGGGUGGCUUGGACAGCGGCCUGGGCAGCGCCCGCAUGUCAGACGGCGAGGCGGCGCUGCUGGAGGUGCUGUACGCCACGCAGCAGCAUUUGGAUGACGUGGAGGCGGCCCAGCAGCAGUACCAGCGGCAGCAGGCGUCAGCAGCGGCGCGCAGCGCGAGCAGCGCCGCCGGCAGCCGCUCAGGCAGGCAGCUGCAGGAGCAGGAGCAGGGCAGCGCGUGGGGGCAUGAGGCGUUCCAGCAGCAGCCCGGCUCCUCGCGCUGGCCGCUCGAGGACAGCUUCGGCAACGCUGGGGCCGGCAGCGCGCGCAGCGGUGUGGGCCGGGCGGCAGCCGGGAUGUCCACAGGGGUGACGACAGGAGGCGAGGGUGAUGCUGGGGCCAACUGGGAAAGCCACGACAGCCCGAGCCACAGCCGCUUUUCAACCGACCUUGCCUCCGUGGCUGAAGAGUCUCGCGCCUCCGGAGCAGCUGCCUCUGGUGUGGCUGGUUCUGUGCACAGUGGGCGUGCUGCAGCACAGGUCCGCACGCGCGGCUCUUCUGCCGCAAUGCUGGAGGAGGAGCAGCCGCGGAAGCCGCUCCCGACACACAUGCUGGGUCACCUGCUCCGCUGCAGCCACCUCACACCCGGCUGCACACACAAGGUCCAGGUGGCAGGGUACGCCGCGUCCGCCUCGGCGCGGUCUGCUGCGGCGGCCAGCCGUGGCAGCGCCGCUCGCUCCGGCGUCAGUGCUGCCAGCAGGCCUGGCGCGCCCAUCUCAGUCGGCCCCUCGACCAUUGGGACCGGCGCAUCAUCAUCUCGUUCAGGCGCAGGAGGCUCGGUGCCCAUCGCCGCCUCAGCAGGCGCCGCUGCGCCGUCGCCUCGCCGCAGCCCGCGCGUGUCAGAGGGCCACCGCAUCCUCCGUUCCAGCGCCUCGGGUGACGCGGCUGCCUCCUUCCAGGCUAGCGGCAGCACCGGCAGCCCGGACGAAAACCGUGCGUGCCACAGUGGCACCGGCAUCAGUUCAUCUUAUGGGCAUGUUGGCGCGGCUUCUCACCGGUCAGACGCCGGCAGCGCGCACAUGCGCAGCCCGAGAGCGCCUGUAACGUCUGGAGAUGCCGGGCGCGGCGGCGCCGCACUAUCCAUUAAGGACAAGCUGAGCCCGCGGAACAGCAGUGCAAGCGGCGUGGCGUUAGCCUGGGUGCCGGGCGGCGGGCCGCACGUGCGCCGCAGCUCCGACAACGCAUCAGCGCCCGCGUCAGAGACUGGCUCGGUGGCUUCCAAGGGCAUCAGUCGUAGGCCGGCUGCGUCGCCUCCUCUGUCGCGCGGCUCCACGGCGGCGGGCUCCGCGCAGCAGCGCUCACACGGGCCGGGGGGCUUGCCGCCCGUGUCUGCGCUGCUAGCUAGCCUUGAUGCUGGCUCGGAAGGCAGCCGCCGCCACACCGCGGCUGACAGCGGGUCAGUGCCAGCGGCGCGAGUCCAUGAAACGGGUGCUUGUGCCAAUGCUGACGAGGGCAGCGGCUCAGAGGGAGGCGGCGGCCGCCAGGUGCCCACCCGAACCACGCUGGCGGGCUGGCUUGGAGAAGCAUCAAGCGCCGGACAGGCAGCGGCGGCAGCAGCAGCAGCAGUGGCGCCAAGCGCAGCUGCGCAUCAGCAUGGCAACGCCGCAGGCGGCGAAACGGAGGCCGCCACAGCCGCCAGUGGCUCUGCGCCCCCCUCAGCGGCUGUAGCGGCCGCGGCCCUGCACAGGCUGAGGGAACAGCGCCUGUCCCAGCGCCUGUCAAGCGGGGGGCCUCCGCAAGCCAGGGUACAGCAGCAGCAGGGUUCGACCGGAGGGCCAACUGCAUCCUCGCCGCAGAGUUCAGAGCAUGAGCGCGGCGGCGUCAGCAGCGCAGCGGUGGCACGGGGUGGCGUGGAAGGCCAGGUGCAGAUUGCGCCCUUGGCAGUGGCGGGGCCUGAGCUUGGGGUCGGUGCAGCCGGCGACCUGGCGGUCCAGGUGCAGGUGGAUGCAGGCGGCUCGGUGCCAGACCUGGUUCCACUCUCGGUGGUGGAGGUGAUGGCGGCGGCACCGCCGCCUUUGGAAGGCGAAGGCAGCCUCCGAGCGUUGCGAGAGGUGAUGCGGCAACAAGGCGCUGCAAGGAGGACUGGCGCCAGCGAAGGUGCUCCCGCCGCGCAGCCCGCCUCAUCAGCCGUUUCUGCAAACAGCGCCGGAUCCCCAGAGGUGGUUCCGGUGCAAAGCGUAGUGGCGGACAGGGCGAGCUGGGCCAGCGCUACAGGCACCGGUUGCGCAUCUGGCGCUGAGAGCCUGAGCACAUUCAAUGCGCAGCAAGCAAGGCCCGGGAGCGGGGCCAACACAGCCACAAGCAGGCCGCGCGCCGCACCGUCGCCGCAACACCCUCUGAUGACGUUGCUUGGCCAGGCCUCAGCUGACCUGCAGAUCUUGUCGAGCCGGCUCGGGGUGAGCCCGCUAGUGUGGGGCCGAUAGGAGUUCACUUCAUUCCAAGGAGGCCGUGAUUGGCCAGGGCACGGGGGCUACGGCGGUCGGGUCGUGUGGGAGCCCAUGAGGUGGCUGACAUCAUUUUGGCAGCAUACAGUUCCGUCUGGCCGGCCCUUGAGGCAUCCAUGGCUCCUGCAGAAAUCGCAGCGCCUCGACACGAGUCAACAUGUGUUUGGUCCAGACGAUAACCGGGACAGUGUACGACAUGACGAGGGCUGUCGCUGGGAAACAGGCCGCAUGGUAACAGCGCCUCACAUCACGGAACUAGGCAACUGGAAGACCCUGUGGCCAGGGUUGUUGCCUGGUCCCGGUGAACGGUUGGGGGAAGUGUUAUGCUGAAAACUUAGGGCAGGUGCUUGCAAGCAGAGUGCGAGACACGUUGGAAUGGUGACGCCUGCAAUGAUGUGACCCUUUCAACGUCUGAGCGCCCGCUUGGAGCAAUGUAUGCGGUGUGUGACGAUGCAUGCUACACCACAGUAUGGUAUGCAUAAACGCCCAUGGAUGCAUUAGAUGACAUCAACGCUCCUUUGGAAACGUGCACAACAAGUUACAUUUGGGUCAGGGCAAAAGCCCCUCAAAAACAGAGAGAAGCGGCGUGAGGAGCAAAACUCGCGGAUCUCUUUAGUAAAAGGCGAAAGAGAUAUUCGCUACGCGUUCAGCUCACCGCAGAUAUUGAAUAAUGAUGUGUUGACACACCCGACCCAGUAAACCGUGCCUGGGCGGGCAGACCUUGCGUGAUGGUGGGUGGUUCAUGGUUCGGCCAACGGCCUCACCCCACGCCACCAAUCAAGGCGACUGGCAUCCUCCUGCACGCGUGUGACUUAAGACAUAACCCGACUUG
This is a messenger RNA of Chlamydomonas reinhardtii, 6174 nucleotides long. RefSeq lists its product as uncharacterized. The coding region runs from base 315 to 5321 and encodes 1668 amino acids. The transcript is spliced from 8 exons. The record is from RefSeq and is a predicted model, not a curated record. Lineage: Eukaryota; Viridiplantae; Chlorophyta; Chlorophyceae; Chlamydomonadales; Chlamydomonadaceae.